AUGCUCAACACAAUAAACAACCUCUGCAUCCUGUAUAAAGGCCGCGGGCAGUUCAGGGCCGCGGAGGGCAUGUAUAACCGCUCCUUGGCCGGCAGAGAGGAGCUAUUUGGUCCGGGCAGCGAGACCACGUUGGAUACUGUGCACUGCCUUGGCCUUCUCUACGCGACAGAAGGCCGUUUGAAUGAGGCUGCUCCCCUUUGGGAGCGAUACCUGCAAGGCCGGGAGAAGCUCUACGGGCCCAACGACGACAGAACGCUGAUCGCGGUAUUUGACCUUGGUGCGCUCUAUUAUGACCAGGAUAGGUUUGACGAGGCGAUACAGCUAAUGGAGCGAGCCCUGAAGGGCUACGAACGAACGCGCGGCGAGGACAAAUUUACGAUCCAGGCAAUGGAUAAACUGGGGACACUGUAUGCGACAAAUGGACAAUAUGAGGAGGCUGGAACGAUACUGAAGCGAGGGGUGCGAGCCUACGAGAAGGUCUUUGGCGCGGAACAUGAUAUCGCAGUUCGGACGAAAAAAAACCUGGCAAAAGUGUACAUGAACCAAGACAGGCUGUCCGAGGCAGUUAUCGUGUACAGAGAGCUACUCCAACGGUACCAGAAUACACCUGGCCCGGACGACGCCUCGACGGGAGAAGUGUGUUGCGUCCUUGCCGAUUUAUAUCAAGCUCUGGGUCAGCUGCACAAUGCAGAGGUGAUGGCAGCCCAGGCACUGAAAAUCUACGAAAAGUCCCUCGGUGCAGGAGACAUUUCGACUGUAGAUGCAGCUGCUGGGCUUGGGCUGCUCUACGCCAAGCAGAACCAACUGGAUAUGGCGGAACUCAUGUGGGUGAGGGCGGCGCGAGGUUUCGAGGAGAUCAAGGGGCUGGACCACCUAUGA
Molecule: messenger RNA, 879 nt
Organism: Penicillium egyptiacum
Lineage: Eukaryota; Fungi; Ascomycota; Eurotiomycetes; Eurotiales; Aspergillaceae
Source: the annotation of a GenBank genome assembly